Messenger RNA from Scaptodrosophila lebanonensis, 2221 nucleotides. RefSeq names its product ankyrin repeat domain-containing protein 12. Gene Ontology annotation, cellular component: nucleoplasm. Lineage: Eukaryota; Metazoa; Arthropoda; Insecta; Diptera; Drosophilidae. The record is from RefSeq and is a predicted model, not a curated record. The transcript is spliced from 3 exons. Bases 111 to 2075 code for a protein of 654 amino acids.
GCAGAACCAAUGAAGUUAUCGCAUAUCGAUUUUUACAACAAAAGCAAAUUCUAUACAUAUUCUAAGAGAAAAUUUUAUGUUUUUUAUUUUGUUAUUCAAAACUGUGUAUUAUGCCACCGCCACGACCUAAGGGUACAGGGACAGGAUAUUCGACAGGGGCCACGCCCGCUCCCGCUAGGCCGAGCUCAAAUACGCCCAUGUCGGAGAGACAACAAAUGGCGCUGCUUGCAAAAAUCCAAAUGACUACAUCUUCAACAGAUACAACCAGGCCGUAUAGUAAAAAGAGCGAUAACAAAAAGGGAGACACAGAAAGUGAGGAAAGCAAUACAAAUGAAAAACAACAGGAAGGACUUGAAGUGAAGGAGAAACCUGUGCCAGAUGAUUCCAGUGCAGACACUAAAAAAGAUUCUCACAUGGAACAAAAUUCCACGCAGAGCUCAACGACUUCAAAACGUAACUAUUCUGAUAUAGAAGAAGACUACGAAGAAACAGGAGAUGAUAUAAAAAAGAAAAAACGAAAAGAUUCGGAUAAUUUAAAGGAUGUAAAAAGCAGUUCUUCAAAAUUAUCGUCAAGGUUUGAGAAGAACUCGAAAUUAGUUGCCUCAAAAAGCUCGCCAUCGGGCAAUAAAACUAAUGCAGCUGCAUCGGACAAAGAACUAGUGGAGCUAAAUAAGUGUGUCGAUGUUGAAAACGAAACCGAUGGAAGCGAAGAUUACAAGAGUAAUGAUAGCUUGUAUAACGGCGGUCCCAAAGUACCACCAUUAAAAAUUGUCAUUCCGCAACAAAACUGUUCCAUAGAUGGAACAGGGAAUGUUAAAAUUGCCGCUUCACGAAACGCCGCGUUGCCAUAUGUCGUCAGCUCAAAUAGUGAUUCUGUAGAUAAUGUACUAUCGAAUCAUUGUGUUAGUCCACACGAGAGCCCCCACAAGGUAAAUGUUGUAUGUUCAAAUGUGCUUGACGAUAAAAAUAUAAAACUGUUUAAUGAUGAAAAGAAUCUGAGAGUCCUGCGCAGCUCCCACCGUAGUGGGGUCGCAUGUGCUGAGCGAAGUUCUAACAAUUCAUCGCCACAAAUGCAAAGUAGCUCUCCUUCACCGGCAUCUUCAAACCACGCUAAUGAUGCUGCCGACGCAAAGGUGCCUUAUACCAAUAUGACAUCAAGCCCGUUACAAACAAAUCAGCAAUUCGAUCAUGAAGCUAUCCCCAAUGUACCAAGCCCUUCUACUUCGUCAACCUCCUCUUCUAAGGAAAUAAAUUCGUCUUCAAAUGUUGAUCUUCAUCCACGCAAGCGAAAAAUAAGACCGAAAAACGCAAACGACGACAACAUGAAAAAUUCAAACGUUUCUAUGAACACAAACGCCGACUCCACUAAUUCGGGAGAGUCUCAUCCGCACGACUAUCCAUUUACAAACGGUUUUCAAAUGUUUUUGAAUAUCCGAAGGCAAAUCGAAAAGAAAUGGAAACAUUUGUAUCCAGUUAAGCCAAGACCUCCCCAAGGCUAUAACGAAUACCUUUUAACGAAGAGGACAUAUUUAUUAAAUUCAAAUGCUGUAAAACCAGAAAUUACUAUCCCGGAAGCUAUUCCGAAGUUGAUGCAUGGAAUUUAUGAACAACAAGAGAAAGCUAGAAUAGAAUUAAUGGAAAGACAUACGGUUGAGCGGGAUCGACUCUGUUUAAGUGUAGAACAGGAAAUAAUUCGAGUUCAUUCAAACGCGGCCAGAAAUAUAUCAGGUCAAACUGUACCAUAUUCCGUUUGUACAUACUUGAAAGAUGAUGAAGUUUAUAACAUGAUUACUCCGGAGCAGGACGAAAAGGAGAAAAGUGCCCGUUGUCGAUUCAAUGGGCGGUUAUUACUCAGCUGGUUACAGGACGUAGACGACAAAUGGGAAAAAAUAAAAGAGGCAAUGGUUUUACGACAUCAUAAUGAAGCAGAGAGCCUUCAUGCUGUCCAAUUAAUGGAUUGGAACAUUUAUUUAAAACAGCAUAAAUUAUCCGAUUACAUUUACGAGUUAAAUGUUGAUAAGGAACAUGUACCCAUUGUGUAUGUUGGGGACGACUUUGAUCUUUUACCGGAAUAAAAUUAGUCUACUGUACAAUAUGGGCGAAAAAAUCACAGUACCGUUGGUUUACAAAUUACUUUUGGCAAUCCUUAUGAUAAAUUUAAUCUAUUAUAAAUUUAUAGCUGCAACAAUUUCAAAAAUAAAGGAAAUAUUUUUAAACUUUA